GGGAAUGGGAGAGUGGGAGAGCCGGAAGAGUGGACGCAAGGAAUAUUCCAUUGGGCAAAGCCUGUCAACGUUAGCACCAUUCACUGUUCAGUUUAACAUAAAUUCAAGUGAAUUUUAAAGAGAAACGUGCACGCGGUGAAGAUGUGGAAGGCAGCAGCUGGCCAGUCUGUGAAGGUCGCAGUGGAUGACGGAGGGGACGACUGGGAAACAGACCCAGACUUUGAGAACGAUGUGUCUGAGAAAGAGCAGCGAUGGGGUGCCAAGACCGUGGCAGGCUCAGGACACCAAGAACACAUCAACAUCCAUGCCCUGCGGGACAAAGUGUCCUCCGAGCACUCCACCCUGAAGGCCAAGGAGCUGGAGAACAUGCCCAAGGCUUCCCUCGGCUACGGCGGCAAGUUUGGCAUCCAGGAGGACCGCAUGGACAGCUCGGCUGUGGGUCAUGACUACCAGAGCAAGCUCUCCAAGCAUUGCUCUCAGACAGACACCUCCAAAGGCUUCGGUGGCAAGUUUGGGGUGCAGGACGAUCGCGUUGACAAGUCCGCUGUGGGUUUUGAAUAUGCUGGGAAGACGGAGAAGCAUGCCUCGCAGAAAGACUACUCCACGGGGUUUGGUGGUCGCUAUGGUGUGCAGACCGACCGCGUGGACCAGAGUGCCCUGGGCUUUGAUUACCAGGGCAAGACCGACAAGCACGAGUCCCAGAAAGACUACUCUAAAGGUUUUGGCGGGAAGUUCGGUGUGGAGACGGACAAGGUGGACAAGAGUGCUGUCGGCUUUGAGUACCAGGGCAAGACCGAGAAGCACGAGUCACAGAAAGACUAUGUGAAGGGUUUCGGUGGCAAGUUUGGCGUGCAGGCUGACCGCCAAGACAAGUCAGCUGUGGGCUGGGACCACCAGGAGAAACUGCAGUUGCACGAGUCCCAGAAAGACUACAAACGUGGUUUCGGAGGGAAGUACGGGGUAGAGGCCGGCAAGCAGGACAAGUGUGCACUGGGCUUUGAGCACAAGGAGGCCCCGGCCAAACACGAGUCUCAACAAGACUACUCCCAUGGCUUCGGAGGCAAGUUUGGGGUGCAGAAGGACAGAAUGGACAAGAGUGCCGGGACCUUCGAGGAGGUUGCGAAGCCUGCGUCUGGCUACCAGAAGACCAAGCCCGUGGAAGCAGCCAGUGCCAACACGGGCAGCAUCAAGGCACGCUUUGAGAACAUCGCCAAGACGAAGGAGGAGGAGGACCGCAAGCGGGCAGAGGAGGAGCGGUCGCGGCGCCAGGCCAAGGAGAAGCAGGAGCAGGAGGAGGCGCGACGCAAGCAGGAGGAGGCAGCCAAAGCCAAACCUCCAUCCCCCGUGCCCAGUCCCACCCCGUCACCCACCCCAUCACCCACCCCUGCCGCUCAGCCAGACCCAGAGCCUGAACCCGAACCAGAGCCUGAACCAGAGCCUGUGUAUGAGGACACCCAGGAUCAGUACGUGGAGCCCGCUCAGGAGAGGGCUGAGAACGGGGAGGCCAUCUACGAGGCCGAGCCUGCCGCCGCCCCCGCUCCCGCACAGCAGACCUACGAGGAGACCCCCCAGGAGGACCUCUACCAGAACGUGGAAGCCGAUGGCGAGGACCUGGGGGUGACUGCUGUGGCCCUGUACGACUACCAGGCUGCUGGAGACGACGAGAUCUCCUUCGACCCGGACGACAUCAUCACCAACAUCGAGAUGAUCGACGAGGGCUGGUGGAGGGGCGUGUGCCGGGGGGCCUACGGACUCUUUCCCGCCAACUACGUGGAGGUUCGCCAAUGAGGCCUCAGUCAGUCAGAGCUGUUGCCUAGCAACCUAACACCAAACCCCACCCCACCCUACCCCAAAAUAUACCCCACCCUCCACCCCACUGCGCCUUACCUGCCAAGCCCCCACUCCCUGGAGGAGAGAGGCCCCUCCCAUUAGUUAUAUAUAUUAAAAAAACCUAUCUUUUGUUUCUUUUUUUUAAAUGAUUUCCUUAACUCAUCCUUCUCUCUUUCUCAUUUGUUUUUCUUUCGUUAUUAUUUCCAGUCAUCCUCCUGUCUCUAUGUCCUAUUUAUCUUGGCCUAUCGACGGUGCUUCUCUUCUCAAAAAGUUUCAGGCAUUCUCAGGACUGUCAGCACUGCUGCCUUCUCUUUUUUUUCUAUUGUUUUUGUUUUUUUUCUCUGGUCUCCACUCCUCCUUCUCCUCCUAUUCAACUCUCUCUCCUUCCUGGUUUUCAUCCCUGGAGGAGGUGCAGUGGUAAGCGUGGAGUGGAGCGUGGGGGGAGAAAAGGGAGAGGAGGAGGAGGAGGAGGAGGAGUUACCUGACUGUACACCUCCUCCCUGAUGGUUGGUAGGGCUCCUAACAGAUCAAAUUCAUUCUCCUCCAUAACAAGCUAUAGUUGUUUCUCAUACGCUCUUUUACGUCUCUCUCUCUCUCUCUCUCUCUCUCUCUCUCUCUCUCUCUCUCUCUCUCUCUCUCUCUCUCUCUCUCUCUCUCUCUCUCUCUCUCUCUCUCCUCAUCAUCAUGUGCAUUAGAAAGACAUGCCUGCCUGUCCCUCUGGCCUGUCCCCCUCCGCAGUAGACCUGGUGUAGACCUGAUGGGUCGUGAGGUCCACAUGUCUCUCCUCUCAGCCUCACAGCACAGGUCUCGUUAGGGUCUUAGGGUCUCCUCUCAGCACAGGUCUCGUUAGGGUGUUAGGGUCUCCUCUCAGCACAGGCCUCGUUAGGGUCUUAGGGUCUCCUCUCAGCACAGGUCUCGUUAGGGUGUUAGGGUCUCCUCUCAGCCUCACAGCACAGGCCUCCUUAGGGUGUUGGGGUUCGGAUCGCCAAAGAUGAGCGAGCUUCAUUCAUUCUCCUGCCUGCAGUAAAAUAGAGGGGAUGCAUUCAGCGCUCCAUGCUUAGAGAUGUCAUCAUAUGUGGAUGCCAGCGCUGCAUGCUUUAGAGAUGUCAUAUGUGGAUGCUUCUUCUCCUUUGCUCUCUCCAAGGAGAUCCCCAGGCCCCUCGAGUUUUACUCGCAUACGCACUUGUAGUAUUCACAGAGACUUGCUUCACUUUGGACUUAAUGGCUAUCGUAGCUUAUUGUAACUUUUUUCAGCUGCUCUAAUUGUUUUCUCUCUCUUUUUUUUUUAAUUGUUAUUUGGUAUGCGGUAACUCUUGUAUUUACUAUGAUGAUGAUGAUGAUGAUAAUGAUAAUGACAGAAAAAUUGAAAACAAACAAAAAAAAAAAGAAAAAAAAAAUCCCUUAUGGACAGUCUCUCUGCAGUAUCUAGAUGGACUCCACUGGUGUGUUGGUGUGAAAGGCAUUAUGAACGGCACUGCUGCACACACAUGAUCAGGGUGGGGGAAACAAAAAAGAUGAACUGACUUACUAGUCGCAGUAAUGUACAGUAGAGUGUUCAUCUGGAGGUGAAGAUUGUUCAGAGCAGGGCUCUAAAUUGACACCAGACAACCGGCCAAAUGCUGAUGAAAUUUCAAUUUGUCUGGUAGAAAAGACCAACUUACUAGCCACUUUGACCCAUUAGUGAGUGUGUGUUUGGCUAGUAAGAUUAACAUCUACUGGCCACUUUGGCUGGCGAUGAAAAAAGUAAAGUUUAGAGCCCUGGUUCAGAGUAUAUACUGUAUAGUAUGACGAGAGGAUAACAGUGUUUUAAAGUAAAUAUAUUGAGGCGUCACAGCAGCAGAUCCAUUCUUCCUGUAUGUGUGCUGUAAUAGUGUCAUGUCAUGUGUGGCGGUCGGAUGCCUGUUGUCCCUGUUCUGUCUCGUCAGCAUGCCCUGCUGUGCUGUGUCUCACACUCACACGUCAUCUCGAAAGGGUUUCUGUUCAGUUUCGGUGUUGUGGGUUCCAUGUGGCCUGCUUAUAACGUGCUCUUUGUCAUCCAUCAAUAACACAUUUUAGCCUGAGUGGCGGGAAUGAUUGAUUUAUUUGAGGCUCUUUUUUUGUGUUUCUGUUUUGUUGGGGGAGUUUUGUUUUGAUUUUGUUUUUGGUUCUAAAACAUGACACUGUGUGACGCGUCUUAAUUUUAACCAAUGAUGACAAUCCCAUUCUGUUGCCAUGGGAAUCGUUUCGAGUCUGUGGAAUGAAAUGAUGUGUAUGAGUGAUAUAAAUGACUUCAUCGGGUUGGGGUUUUUUUGUAAUAAAGUGACCUUUACAAAUA
Engraulis encrasicolus (European anchovy) is the source of this 4144-nucleotide messenger RNA. Its product is annotated as src substrate cortactin-like. Lineage: Eukaryota; Metazoa; Chordata; Actinopteri; Clupeiformes; Engraulidae. Gene Ontology annotation, molecular function: actin filament binding. Gene Ontology annotation, biological process: regulation of actin filament polymerization. The record is from RefSeq and is a predicted model, not a curated record. Bases 142 to 1788 code for a protein of 548 amino acids. Gene Ontology annotation, cellular component: actin filament; lamellipodium; plasma membrane. The transcript has 17 exons.